UCUCUCUCUCUCUCUCUCUCUCUCUCUCUCUCUGUAUAGUUGAAUUAUUUCAUUAGUGGCCGAGUAUAAAUUAAUUAAUAUAUGUAUUGUAGCUUGUGUUCUUGUGAUUUGCUAUUUAGGUGAAUUUCAUUCUUUUCUGAUUCAUAUCCUCAAUCAAUUACAUGUGAGACGUUCGUUGUGAAUCAAUGAGACGUUCGUUGUCAAUCAAUGAGACGUUCGUUGUGAAUCAUAUAAACAGAGGAUGGCUUGUGUGAGCUUUAAAGGAUUCAGACUCUUUUUUCCCUCUAAAUGGCAAAAAUUAUUUAGGAUUAUGUUCAUACUAUACAUGUUUUGUUAUUUGUUCUAACAGUAGUGAAUAUGUUUGAUAGAGGGAACCACUCAGUUUCCUGGUACUUGUUUCUGAGCAAUGCAAACAAAUAUUUUAGACCCAUACAAACUAUAAACAUGUGGUCAUGGAACAUUAUUAAAGAUUUGAAGACUCUAUAAUUUUUAAUAAGGGAAGUGUAAAACUAUUAUUCGUGUUGUGUUUUAGAUAAUUUCUUAUAAGCAAAGAGUAAGCAUUACCCAAAACAAUUUUUUGUUUCUUUUGAACAAUUUCGGAAAAGCAAUGAAAGAUCCAAGUCGGUCAAUAAAUUUCUCCAUUACAAAUACUGACAUUGUCCGUUCAUAGAAGUUUGUCAUUCAUGUCCUUUUACCUUUUGAUGAUACUGUACAAUUGCAUAAAAGUAGAAUACUAAUCGUAUUUAUCCAACUACUCUUUGGGUCUUAUUUUGCUUGCUCUUUAUUAUUUAAAACCCUAUAAUCAGCUUUUUCUCUUCUGGCAGAUAAUUGGUUAAUGCUCCCCAGUAUUGUUUCUUGCUAAUGAUUAUUUUCCUUACAAGGGUAAAGAAAGAGUUAGAGAGAAAAGGUCUUGAUUAUACUACUAAACGGAAAACAAGCAUUUCUUUGAAUUUCUGAAAGGUUAUAGAAGAUAUCCCGGUUCCGUUCAAACAUCACCACCUCUGGAGCUAUGAGCAAGGAUGUUGAUAUAAUAAGCACUUUGCCAGAUGACCUUCUAGGUCGCAUCAUUUCUCUUCUUCCCACAAAGGAUGCAAUUGGUACUGCUGUUCUCUCUUCAAGAUGGAAAAAUCUCAUGGAUUUUGUCCCAGUUCUUGAUCUUGCUUGUCACGUUCCUACAGCUGGCUUUAUAGAUACUGUGAAAAAGUUAUUACCAAGUACUAGCAGCUCAGCAAAUACUCAAGUUAUCCAAAACCUCCGGCUGCAAAUAUGUGAAUGUCAUUGGUGCAUUGUUCCGGUUCAUGUUAAUAGAUGGGUUCGUUCAGCAAUUGAACGUAAAGUGGUUCACCUUGAUGUUUGUCUUCCUGACUUCGUUAGUGGCACAGUUGCAAAUGAUAUGAUAUUAGCUUUGCGUAUCAUAGCAUCUGAUUCACUACAGACUCUAAAUAUCAGGGGAGGGUUGGGUCUAUGCAUGCCCUGUUCGACAGGAUCUUUUAAGAACCUGAAAACAUUUAACCUCAGGAUAAAUAAUCCAGAUAAGGAGAUACUGGCAAACUUGUUCUGUAGUCUUCCUCAACUUGAAGAGUUGUCGGUUGAGGCAACAUUUUCAAUGAUCAGGCCUGGGGAUAUGAACAUCUGCAUUAAUAUCAUUGCACCUGCUUUAAAGCAGUUAUGCUUAUGUAUCAAUCAAAAAGAUUAUCACGAUGUUGAUUUUAAGAUACUGAUCGAUACUCCGAUGCUUAAAUAUAUAUUUCUGGGAGAUGACUUUUUGGCUGCCUACUUGGUCAAGAGCCUACCUUGCAUUGUCAUAGCGACAUUGGCCAUAGGGAUGAAUCUCUAUCAUGAGGACCGUGUUUUUCGUGCAAUUGAGCUUCUCAGGAGACUUUCUAAUGUUAAGUAUCUUUCAGUUACAAGCGAUGCUUCAGCUGCACUGGAUUGGGCUGAUCAAGAUUUUCCCAUAUUACACGGUGUGACAGACUUGGAAUUGGAUGAUGUGUCUCUUUCUGGCUUCUCACUGAUACCAAAGUUUCUCAAGAGUGCACCAAAUUUGAAAAAUAUUGUCGUAACAAUACAGCCGGAAGUCGAUCUUACGGGUUGGUCUUGGAUUUCACCUGAGACUUUGCCGACUAGCUUGUCACAUCUUGAAAACUUUGAGAUCAAGGAAGCCGAGACCAUCAGCGAUGAACCCAGUUUUGUUACCAUGAUCAAAUACAUAAUUGAGAAUGCGAAAGCCCUUAAGAUGUUUACAAUUUAUGGAUAUAGCAUCAUGAAGUUCUAGUGGGUUGUCUCCUGCAACUUAGAAGUAAACUCUUUCUAUUGUUGGCCAAUUACGCUUCGGCGUCUGGUUUUUUGGAAUUGUUAGUAGCUAAAUAAAUGCUCCAAGACAAUACUGUUACAAUGUUAUGUUUUUGAAACAUGGUCGAAUUUUGUGAUAUAUGCUGGUUUGAGCCUGAUGGGGAGUAGUUUGGCUUUAUA
Messenger RNA from Daucus carota subsp. sativus, 2472 nucleotides. Its product is annotated as F-box/LRR-repeat protein At4g14103. The record is from RefSeq and is a predicted model, not a curated record. NCBI's taxonomy places the organism in Eukaryota, Viridiplantae, Streptophyta, Magnoliopsida, Apiales, Apiaceae. The transcript has 4 exons. Gene Ontology annotation, molecular function: protein binding. The coding region runs from base 1010 to 2275 and encodes 421 amino acids.